AUGGCCAGAACACGAUCUGUCGCCGCAUUGACGGCCAAGUCCGUUCCUAGAUUCCAUAGUGUCAAAACUGCAUCGGUGAAGGUCCAGAAACCCGCUCUAGGGUCGAAAACAAAUGUUGCUGGGACCGAAAUGAAAUUGGAGCAAAAAUCUGUGGUUGCAUCCACUUCAUCCAAUCCCAUUGUAUCGGCUGCUUCAAGGAAGACCAAGCCCCAUAUCGAAACGUUCUUCUCUCAUAUUGAAGUACCAAGCGACUUGUGUCUUCCAGCUGAUUUUGUGACGUAUCACACCCCGGAAUUCAUCGAGGGCGUCAAGUAUAUUCUAAGCGUAGAUCCGUCGUUGUAUCCGGCUACUGUUCAUGGUAACUUCACCGUAUUCGCUCGCGAGAAUGAGCCAAAUAAGAAAGGGCUGGACUUGAUUAAUCACUAUUGGUUUUCGUUAAUUACUUCUAUUCUAGGCCAGCAGAUAUCUGGACAUGCUGCCAAGGCUAUAAGGGGCCGGUUUGAACAGCUCUUCGAUGGAAUUCCUACACCAGAAGCGACACUUAAAUUGCCUCAAGAAACCGUCAAAGGCGUAGGUCUCUCUAAUAUGAAACUAAAAUACGUCAUCCACAUAAGUGAAACAUUUGCUACAGGAGACACCAAGCUUCUGGACCCCCUGUUCUAUGAAUCGGCGCCCACUACCGAGCUAAUAAAAGAGCUCACUCUUCUCAAAGGAGUAGGUGAAUGGUCUGCUCGAAUGUUUUGUCUCUUUACUUUAAAAGACUUGGAUGUAUUUGCAUACGAUGAUCUCGGAGUCGCUCGAGGUGUAGCAAGAUAUCUCGAGGUAAGACCGCUGGUUUUAGAGGCAACGAAAGUCGGUGUCCAUGCAGAUGAGAUUCUCAAAGCCGGUCUCAAAAAGAAAGGGAAAUUUGCCAAGGCAGAUUCGAAGCGCGAUUGGACGCCCUUGCACGAUGAGUACAUGAAGUUCUUAGCAGCCAAAUUUCAGCCGUACCAACUGAUCUUCAUGCUUCUAAUGUGGAGACUCUCUGCUACCAAUACAGAAGUGCUACUGAAGCAAAAUGUUUAA
Molecule: messenger RNA, 1065 nt
Organism: Australozyma saopauloensis
Lineage: Eukaryota; Fungi; Ascomycota; Pichiomycetes; Serinales; Metschnikowiaceae
Product: DNA-3-methyladenine glycosylase II
Exons: 1
Coding region: 1-1065 (354 amino acids)
Biological process (GO): base-excision repair; DNA alkylation repair; base-excision repair, AP site formation
Cellular component (GO): nucleus; protein-DNA complex
Molecular function (GO): DNA-7-methylguanine glycosylase activity; DNA-3-methyladenine glycosylase activity; alkylated DNA binding
Source: RefSeq, a predicted model, not a curated record